UCUCAUUUAUUAUUGAUUCUGCAGCUGUCCAACUCAAAGAGUUCCCAAGGUGGUUUACAGAGCAAAAGGGCUGGGACGAUGGUUCCCUGCCCCAAAGAGGCUCCCAAUUGAAAAAGCAGCCCAGAGGAGACCCCAGCAAAAGCCACUGGAGGAUGUUCUGCUGGGCUGAAGAGGGUUACAAGAGAGAUGCUUGCUGAAUGAGAAGCCUGCAGGAAGAAUGCAACCACCAGCUACCAGGUGAUAUCCCGAUCCGUCCCCAUCACAGCAUCCCUCCAGUGGCUGUUGCAGGUCGAGGAAGGCAACUGAGAGGACUUUUCCUGAGCCCCAAAUCCUGGAGCCUGACUGUGCUUGUUCCUGCUCCUGAGCAAUUACUUGAUCGUCUAUAGAGGAAAAUCACCUUUUGAACAACUGAGAGGACACAAAGCUACCACCAAACUUACCCAGUGGCAACAACUGAUAGAGCUUUCCGUGCCAUCUCACCCUGAGGAUGCAGAGAUUCCUGAUCGGGAAAGGGCCUCCCUCCACGCCUUCCCAACUCUGCAAGGUUUGCAACAAAGUUGUCCAUUUGCUGGCUGAAGAUCCUCUCCCGUCCUGAAGAGAUGCAAAGUGCCGGCUGCUAUCAUGACUGAUGGCGAGAGGAGAGAGCCCUUCCAGCCACUGGCGAGCGACGAGGUACGGGUCCCGAUAGCCUCCGGCACAGUCCCCAGCCAGGCACCCCAGCCCGGGGAGGAGCAAGAUGAAGAUGCGCUCAGCGCUUGUAGAUCCAUCCAGGACAGUCUGGCCUCGGCGGGAUCGUCCACCCAAGAUCCAGCCCACGAGGGAGAGAACCAGGUCCCUUACCCUUCCCUGGCCUCCACAGUCUUCUUCUGCCUUGACCAGACCACCCGGCCACGCAGCUGGUGCCUCAAACUGGUCUGUAACCCCUGGUUUGAGCAUGUCAGCAUGCUGGUCAUCCUUCUGAACUGUGUCACCCUUGGGAUGUUCCAACCGUGUCAAGAUGACGAGUGCGAUUCGGAGAGGUGCACUAUCUUGGAGGCAUUUGAUCACUUUAUCUUUGCCUUCUUUGCUGUGGAGAUGGUAAUCAAGAUGAUUGCUCUGGGAAUCUUUGGACAGAAGUGUUACCUAGGAGACACCUGGAAUCGCCUGGACUUCUUCAUUGUGGUUGCCGGGAUGAUGGAAUAUUCUUUGGAUGGACACAACGUCAGCUUAUCUGCCAUCCGUACGGUCCGAGUUCUCAGGCCUUUACGAGCCAUUAACAGGGUGCCAAGUAUGCGCAUACUGGUCACCCUGCUGUUAGAUACUCUGCCUAUGUUAGGCAACGUUCUUCUCUUGUGCUUCUUUGUCUUUUUCAUCUUUGGGAUCGUGGGUGUCCAGCUCUGGGCCGGGCUGCUGAGGAACAGAUGUUUCCUAGACACCAACCUUCAAAUGACAUACAACCUGACUUUCCUGCACCCGUACUAUCGCACGGAGGAAGGGGAGGAGAAUCCAUUCAUCUGCUCGUCCCACCGGGAUAAUGGCAUGCAGAAAUGUUCCAGCAUCCCAAACAGGAAGGAGUACAAGGUGGAAUGUACUUUGAGCAUGGACUCCUACAACCAAAACUCAUAUACUCUGGACUUCAGCCACCGGAACGCCUGCAUAAACUGGAACCAGUAUUACAACAUUUGCAGGACGGGGGAUCUAAACCCGCACAAUGGAGCUAUUAAUUUUGAUAAUAUUGGCUAUGCUUGGAUAGCUAUUUUUCAGGUUAUAACCCUGGAAGGAUGGGUUGACAUCAUGUAUUAUGUCAUGGAUGCGCACUCUUUUUACAAUUUUAUAUAUUUUAUACUACUUAUAAUAGUUGGUUCUUUCUUCAUGAUUAACUUGUGCCUGGUUGUGAUAGCAACACAGUUUUCUGAAACAAAACAGCGGGAGAACCAGCUAAUGAAGGAGCAGCGGGCUCGCUACCUCUCGAACGACAGCACAAUCGCCAGCUUCUCCGAACCGGGAAGCUGCUAUGAUGAACUCCUCAAAUACAUCUGCCACAUUUUCAGGAAAGUUAAACGGCGGACUUUGCGCCUCUACAACAACUGGCAGAGCAAACGGCGGAAAAAGGUCGACCCCAACAGCAGCGACAAUGGCCAAGGCCGCCGGACCAAAAAGCGGAUUACCUCCAUCCACCACCUGAUCCACCACCAUCACCACCAUCACCACCACCACUACCAUCUCAGCAACGGGAGCCCCCAAGGGCCACGCUCCAACCCUGAGAUCUGUGAUCUAGAGCUGAAGGUUAUCAAGCCGGGGAGCCAACUCAUGCUGCCUCCGUCGUCCCCCAACCUCCGGGCCGCCCCAGCGGCGGAUUCGGAGUCUGUCCAUAGCAUUUAUCAUGCCGACUGCCACGUGGAAGGGGCCCAGAUGAAAUGCAAGUCUUCCAACGUCACGGCGAGUAUCAAGCUUACCAAUCACGGCAACAUGAACUACCCGACCAUCAUGCCUUCCCCAGCCAACAAAGCCAGCAUCACCCCAGUGUCCAAAGGGAAGAAAAAUGAUAGCGAAAGUGGAGGUGGGUCUCCUGUGGCCGUGGUUAACAGCCCAGCACAUCUGAACGUGGAUUCCUAUGGAAAGCUCCAUCAUUUAGUUGGAGAACACGGUCUUUGCCGGACAGCCAGCAGACUCUCUGGCUUGAACAUGCCAUGCCCACUGCCCAGCCCACAAGCCAGCAUGCUGAGCUGCGAGCUCCAGAACUGCCCCUACUGUGCCAGCAUCCUAGAGGACCCUGAGUUCGAGUUCAGCGAGUCAGAUAGCUAUGAGUCUGGUGAAGACAACAAUGGGGUUUAUGAGUUUACGCAGGACGUGAGACAUGGGGACCAAAGAGACCAGAUCCAGCAGCAGAGGAACAAGAAGAAGAAGAAGAAGAAGAAGAAGAAACCCAAGGAGGGGAAUAAAGUCACCAGACUCUGGAGGGCCUUUGGCAACAAGCUGAAGUGGAUUGUGGAGAGCAAGUAUUUCAACCGGGGGAUUAUGAUCGCCAUCCUCAUCAACACACUGAGCAUGGGCAUCGAGUAUCACGAACAGCCAGAUGAGUUAACCAAUGCUCUGGAGAUCAGCAACAUUGUCUUCACUAGCAUGUUUGCCCUGGAGAUGCUGCUCAAACUGCUUGCCUUUGGCAUCUGGGGUUACAUCAAGAACCCGUACAACAUUUUUGAUGGCAUCAUUGUGGUGAUCAGUGUCUGGGAGAUCAUUGGCCAGUCAGACGGUGGCCUUUCUGUGUUGAGAACGUUCCGGCUUCUCAGGGUCCUCAAGCUAGUACGGUUCAUGCCAGCGCUCCGGCGGCAGCUGGUAGUCCUGAUGAAGACCAUGGACAACGUGGCCACCUUCUGCAUGCUGCUCAUGCUCUUCAUAUUCAUCUUCAGCAUUCUCGGGAUGCAUCUUUUUGGAUGCAAGUUUGGCUUGAAAACGGACUCGGGGGACACGGUGCCAGACAGAAAGAACUUUGAUUCCUUGCUGUGGGCAAUUGUGACUGUGUUUCAGAUCCUCACUCAAGAGGACUGGAACGUGGUUCUCUACAACGGGAUGGCCUCCACUUCUUCCUGGGCAGCCCUCUACUUCGUCGCUCUGAUGACUUUCGGCAACUAUGUUCUCUUCAACCUCCUGGUCGCCAUCCUGGUGGAGGGGUUCCAAGCUGAGGGUGAUGCCAACAGGUCUGAUACAGAUGAGGACAAAACAUCCAUCAACUUUGAGGAGGAUUUUGAGAAGCUGAAAGAACUUCGUGCUUCUGAGAUGAAGCUGUACUCUCUUGCGGUCACUCCCAAUGGCCACCUGGAGGGCAAGGGAAGCAUGCCCCCACCUAUCAUCAUGCGCACUGCUGCCACACCCAUGCCCACCCCAAGGUGUUCCCCACACAUGGAUUCUGUCCACCCCUUUGUGGACUCCAGACGAGGAAGCAACGCUUCGAUCGAUCCGCUGAGCUUCGACCAAAAGUCCUUGUCCAGCCUCCGCAGCUCCCCCUGUGCAAACUGGGGCACCAGCAGCAACUGGGGGAGCCGCCGUUCGAGCUGGAACAGCCUGGGACGGGCGCCGAGCCUCAAGAAGAAGAACCAGUCUGGGGAGCGGGAGUCCCUGCUUUCUGGGGAAGGCAAAGGCAGCACGGACGAUGAAGCGGAGGACGCCAAGCUCAGCGCCGUCAGCCGGCCACCUUUUCACCGGCGGGCAGAGUCCCUGGAUUGCCGCGGGGCCUUGGAGCUGCCGGAACUGCUCCAGGUGCCUGGUGUGCGCCACUCUCUGAGUGUCAGUCCCGUGGCCAUGGUGCCUACCGAGUACCAGGACUGCAACGGCAAGAUGGUGCAUGUGCCCAGUGAGUUCUAUCUGCGCAUGGACGGCCACAAGGACGACCCACUUGACUACGAUGACGACAUGGAGGAUAACUACUGCUACCGGAUUCGCAAAGCCCUGGAGCCCUACAAGCCGGAGUGGUGCAAGACGCACGAAGCCUGGUCGCUCUAUUUGUUCUCCCCUCAGAAUCGGCUCCGUGCCACAUGCCAGAGGGUUAUAGCGCACAAGAUGUUUGACCACGUGGUUCUCGUCUUCAUCUUCCUCAAUUGCAUAACCAUUGCAUUGGAGAGGCCGGAUAUCGACCCCAACAGCACGGAGCGGAUUUUCUUGAGCGUAUCCAACUACAUCUUCACUGCCAUCUUUGUUGCUGAGAUGUUGGUCAAGGUGGUGGCCCUCGGCUUCUUCUCCGGGGAAAACACCUAUCUCCAGAGCAGCUGGAAUGUCCUGGAUGGAGUCCUGGUCUUUGUCUCUAUCAUUGACAUCGUUGUUUCCAUGGCCUCGGCAGGCGGAGCAAAGAUCUUGGGGAUCCUUCGAGUGCUUCGUUUGCUGCGCACCUUAAGGCCUUUAAGAGUCAUCAGCAGAGCGCCAGGGCUUAAACUUGUUGUGGAGACCCUCAUUUCCUCUCUCAGGCCGAUCGGCAACAUCGUGCUCAUCUGCUGCGCUUUCUUCAUCAUCUUUGGCAUCCUGGGAGUGCAGCUCUUUAAAGGCAAAUUCUACUACUGUGAAGGGCCCGAUAUCCGAAAUGUCUCCACCAAAACCGACUGCACCAACGCUCACCACAAGUGGGUCCGGCGGAAGUACAAUUUUGACAACUUGGGGCAGGCUCUGAUGUCUCUGUUCGUCCUCUCCUCCAAAGAUGGCUGGGUGAACAUCAUGUAUGAUGGACUGGACGCCGUGGGCAUCGACCAGCAGCCCAGCCAGAACCACAACCCCUGGAUGCUCCUCUACUUCAUCUCCUUCCUCCUCAUCGUCAGCUUCUUCGUGCUCAACAUGUUCGUCGGGGUGGUGGUGGAGAAUUUCCACAAGUGCCGGCAGCACCAGGAGGCCGAGGAGGCCCGGCGGCGGGAGGAGAAGCGCCUGCGGCGGCUGGAGAAAAAGCGCAGGAGUAAGGAGAUAUACAUGUCUGAAGCCCAACGGCGUCCAUACUACGCAGAUUACUCGCCUGUUCGGAGAUACAUCCACACGCUCUGCACCAGCCACUAUCUGGAUCUCUUCAUCACCUUUAUCAUUGGUGUCAAUGUCAUCACUAUGUCAAUGGAACACUUCAACCAACCCAAGUCGCUGGAUGAAGCAUUAAAGUACUGCAACUACGUGUUCACCAUCGUGUUCGUAUUUGAAGCCGUGUUGAAGCUGGUAGCAUUUGGAUUCCGGAGAUUCUUUAAAGACAGAUGGAACCAGCUGGAUCUCGCCAUUGUUCUCCUGUCAAUCAUGGGCAUCACCCUGGAGGAAAUUGAAAUGAAUGCUGCGCUCCCCAUUAAUCCCACCAUAAUCCGCAUCAUGAGGGUGCUCCGAAUUGCAAGAGUCCUGAAGCUGCUCAAAAUGGCCACAGGAAUGCGAGCAUUGUUGGACACGGUGGUUCAAGCUCUCCCCCAGGUAGGAAACCUUGGCCUGCUUUUCAUGCUCCUGUUUUUCAUCUAUGCUGCCCUGGGAGUUGAAUUAUUUGGAAAACUUGACUGCAGCGAGGAUAACCCUUGCGAAGGCCUGAGCCGGCACGCGACCUUCAACAACUUCGGCAUGGCCUUCCUCACCCUCUUCAGGGUGUCAACCGGGGACAACUGGAACGGGAUCAUGAAGGACACCCUCCGGGAAUGCCACCGGGAUGACAAGCACUGCCUGAGCUACCUGCCCGUUAUUUCCCCCGUCUACUUUGUCACCUUCGUCCUCAUUGCCCAGUUCGUGCUGGUCAACGUGGUGGUGGCCGUCCUGAUGAAACACUUAGAGGAGAGCAACAAGGAGGCCAAGGAGGAUGCCGAGAUGGAUGCCGAGAUUGAGCUGGAGAUGUCCAGGGGGGUCAACACCCCAGUGAGGGCCCCGGAUGGCAGCCAGGCGGCGUCCAAGGCAGGCUCCCCUCUGCUUGUGCAGCAUCGGGCACUGGAGGCUCUGAAUUAUGAGGAUGUGUCUCUAGCCAUCCCCAACUUAGAUCUGCUGGAGAGAGGGGAGGAUCCCUUGAUGGCGUAUGCAUCCUUCCGCUCUUCUCCUCGCCACCACCUCCCGACUCCUUCCCACAGAGCUGCAGGCGGAGAGGCCGAGGAAGCUGCUGCGAGCUUUGGGGCUCAGAGGGAACCCCAGAACCUCCUUACAGUCCGUAAGAUCUCCGUGGCUAGGAUGCAUUCCUUGCCCAACGACAGCUACAUGUUCCGCCCUGUGAUGCCGGCCAAAGCCCCCUUCCCACUCCAUGAAGUGGAGCUGGAGACCUACUCAUAUAAGUCGCCAAGAGGGUCCAUCACCUCUGUUCGCUCCCAGCCUGUGGGGACUUGCUCCUCUCUGAGGGUGCCACGCGAGGCCCUUCAUCCAACCACCCCACCUCCCCGUCAUGACCACAGGGACCUCUGGAAGCUCCUGCCCCCACACGCUGCCUCGCGCUCCCCCAGCCUCCACAGGCUGCUGUGCAGACAGGAGGCCAUUCAGAGAGACACUUUGGAGGCCCCAAAUGCAGAUCCUAAAGACCGAGGGCAAACUGAGGCCUGCGAGAACUUGCCCCCACCAAAGAAGCUGUGUCAGAGCAUCUUGGGCCCGCCUCUGCUGCACCCCACACCCUCGUCUCUCCCCGGGACACCUCCUCUUCCCCAUGCUUCACCCCACAGGCCCUCCAGCGUCUGCACCCAUAAGCACACCUUCAGCCAACACAGUAUUCCCAGCAGGCCUUCCAGUUGCAACAGCGACCCAGACAGCUCUCUUUUUGAGUCCUCGGACCUGGCCGAUGAAGAGGUCAGCCACAUCAACAGCUCUGUAAGAAACUGGGCAGAGCAGCUGGAGAGCGGAGACCCCUCCGACUCUCCAUUCUCCUCUCCCGCCCUGUCACCCGCCCCCCUCAAGAACUGUAGCACAACCAGCCUAUCGGGGGGCAUCAGCAAAGAGAAAGACCUGAAGAAGUUCUACAGUGUGGACACACGAGGAUUCUUGGCCAAGCCAGGCUGGGCGGAUGACCAACGAAGGCACUCCAUCGAGAUCUGUCCAUCCAUCGACGAUAGAGAGUGUCGCUUCAUCGAGUCACCGGAGGAGAAGAAGAGGCUUCCCCUCCACAUGCCGCUGGAGGCUGAGUAUAUCCGUGGCAUACGGCGGAAGAAGAAGAUGAGCCCACCUUGCAUUUCUAUAGAUCCUCCCAUGGAGGAAGAAGGCAAUGCGUCGGCACGUACCAAAGCAUCUGAGAACAGCCUGCUGAGGAGAAGGACCCCCUCGUGUGAAUCCACUGCCUACAGGGACUCCUUGGAGCUGACUGAGAGCCAGCCAGGAGACCUGGCCUCCAAGGCCGAACGCCGGGCCCUGCCCGCCUGCCGAGGUGAGCAUCUGACAAUCCCCAACUUCUCCUUUGAGUCGUCUGACCCUGGCUCCACGAGCAACCUCUCGGACCGCCUUUUGGAGGGUGGCCAGGCCGCACCCCUCUCUACAGAUUCCCGGCCCGACGACGCCUCACCGCUAGAAAUGAAAAGGGUGGACCAUUUAAAAACUCAGUGUGGCAACCCUGAGGAGAACGAAGAGCUUUCGGGUGGGACCAAGAGCCCCCUGCAGAAGCACGGACUGGUCCCCGUGAUCACAGCGACAGACGAAGACCUUGACAAACCAGUAUAGCUUUCGAGGGGGGAGGUUGAGAGUGAACUUAAGGGCUUUGCCACCACUACAGUGGCUUUGAAGACGUGGACAAUGAAUGAAAAGUCACAGCUCCGUGACCGACGCUUAUCCCAAAAUACUUGUCUCUUUUAAGCGCUGUGAAGGUUGCUUUCUUGUUCAAUUAUUAUUUUUAAAUUAAAGAGAAGCUGGUUUUAAGCAGCAACAAGGUUCAGGGUAAGGAAAGGAGAUAGUAUUUUCUUUUUUUCCUUUCUAAGCGGUACACGGAGUAGCUUUUCCGACUUUUCUUUUCCUCCCCCUCUCCCCCCCCCGGCGUGGCCUCGAUCACAUUGAUUUGGGUUUCGGGCUGUUAUUUUAUCUUUUUUAAAGAAAAAAAUAGGAUUUAAAAAAACAAAAAAACCUUUUUUGACUUUUUCGAAACGGCACCUUUUAUUAUUGCACGGAAGUUGUCACGGGAAGUAGAAGAGCCCAGGGAAUGAUGCGAGUUGUAUAUUGUUGUCUGUAUAUCAGCAGCUAUUAUAAAUAGAAAAAUAAUGUAUUUGAGAAAUAAAAAGAAAAACACACACAUAAACAAGAGCCACACACAACACAUGCAAACACAUCUCUUCAUAAUGCACAUGGUUUUUAGAAAGAACAAUGGACCCAAUCCAGCUAGAAUUAGUCACAUCUAAGUCCCAUUGAAACUGAUGGAAGAUGCUGGGAUUCACUUUAAUCCUGUUGCCUUCCACGGGACUCGCACCCUAAUCUUUAUUCUUCACUUUUAUAUCCCACCUUCUGUCCAAGGAGCUCGGGGUGGCCUACAUUGUGUGGGGCUAUUUCCUUUUAUGCUCACAGCAACCCUGCGAGGCAAGUUACCCUGAGAUGGGCAGCUGGUGCCUUGGUUUGCCAAGGAGCUGCACAGCCUCAGGCGGGAUUUGAACUCAGGCUUUCGUGAUCCAAAUCCCUAACAACUGCACCACACUGCCUCUCAAGUUUCUGUAUAAGAAUUUAGACCCAAUGGCCCUGAUCUGACUAGAGUUACUCACACAUAACUUUCAUCUGAACCAACCAACCAGUUGCAUUGUAAUCAAUCUUGGCUGCAUUAGGCCCACUUAGUGAGUUUGUCUGGCUUAUUUCCUAGGAAUCGUAUUUAGAAUGGGAGUCUACUAACUAUAGCUGGAUUGGGGCCUAGUCCCCCACCAUCACCACCACCCUUUAGCAGACUUUCAUUUUUUUGUUUUUUGCAUCAAUAUCAGAUUCUCAGCUAGGUGGUGAGUUGUUAGAUUCCAAGUGGAAGCUUAAGGAUGUUGCUGUCUGUCCCCUCCUUUCUUUCCCCCACCCUCUUCCCUUGACAACCCACCCUUGGCUUCAGUUCUGAGCUAAUGUUUUGUUGUGUCUUUCUGGGUCCCACCUUUUGCUGCAAUUCUUUAUUUGAUGUCCUCGAUACAGGAAAUGAUGGAAACCAAAAUCACUACUGAAUUGUAGCGAGUGCAAUAACAAUAAGUUAUUCAUGCAUCCAUUCUUAUUGGUACGGUUCUGUCCUUUUUGUUCUACAUAUAUCCAAGUGAUGUUGUUUCUUUUCCCCUUUGUUUUCUUAUGGAAUUCAGGUUAAAUGUUGCAAUAAUCUGAACUUAACGUGCACAAAGAGGGCUGAAGGUGAGGAAGGUGAUUUCCGACAUUGACGGGAAAAACAACAACAAAUAAAUAGUAAAUUAUUUAAGAAA
Molecule: messenger RNA, 9797 nt
Organism: Hemicordylus capensis (graceful crag lizard)
Lineage: Eukaryota; Metazoa; Chordata; Lepidosauria; Squamata; Cordylidae
Gene: CACNA1H
Product: calcium voltage-gated channel subunit alpha1 H
Exons: 41
Coding region: 622-8097 (2491 amino acids)
Biological process (GO): positive regulation of calcium ion-dependent exocytosis; calcium ion import; neuronal action potential
Cellular component (GO): voltage-gated calcium channel complex; voltage-gated sodium channel complex; plasma membrane
Molecular function (GO): voltage-gated sodium channel activity; low voltage-gated calcium channel activity
Source: RefSeq, a predicted model, not a curated record